UUAGUAAUUGCUUAACUAGUCGUUUGUUUUCUACCGAGUUUUAAAGAGUUUUCAAGUAAUCUCAUUAACUCUUCAUUUUGCCAAAACCAAUUACUUAAAAAAAAUAAAGCAGCUUCACAGUACGCACAGCGUUGCACAAAUUGGUAUCGAUAUCGUUUGCUACCUGGCAGCACUGAGCUUGACGCAUGCAAAUUGAAAUAAAUGUUUACUUGAAAUUCGAGCCCGAAAUUAUUUAGUUAUAAACAGAACGGAAAGUGGAGUGCGAAUUGUUUGGGUUCGUAGUCGAUUACUGCUUCUCCGUCCAGAAGCAUUCGUUUUCUUCCAUUCGGACAGUCCGGAAAGGUUUAAAAUUUGGAAAAUUUUAAUUUGAUAAUUUUGUUAGCAAAUUCUUUAAAACCUAAUUGUUUUUAAAUUAAAACCGUAAGAUGUCAGAGUCUGAGAUCCAAAUUGUUUCCGAUGAACUCGAUGCGAACGAGACUGCGGCUGCCACUCAAGUCAAUGUGUCCAGUCAUCUGGCCAAGAAAAUCUGGGCUGUAACCCCAAAUGAUGUUAGCAUGGGGCUCGUGAAGGCUCCCGAGCCUUCUGAUCCCCAUUUUGGAACAUUCUUUGGCUUAGUAUCAGGAAUCGGAUGUGAAAACAAGGAAACAGCGACGAAUGAUAAUGCCUUUACUUAUGUCAGUGAGGUGGAACGUGCUCUCUAUGGGGAUCCCACUGGCUAUCCGGAAAAUGGGAGUCAUAAUUACUUCAAGGCUGCCGAGAACUACUCGUUGUUUGGGGAAAACUUUCUCGACUUUUCUAAGGACACGGCUAGCUGCCUUACGGGCCUGGAACCGAUGGGUGGCUAUCAGCAACCACAGAGAGAGCCACAUCAGCAGCAACAACAUCGUCCACCUAACACCGACAACAAUAUCAAUCAAAACAUGAACAACAACCACAGCCACAUCAACAAUAAUAUCAACAAUAAUAUCAACAAUAGUAGCAACAACAGCCAAAUGAACAAUAACAACCACAACAACAACAACAAUCGCAACUCGGUGAAAAACUUUAAUGAGAUUCCGUUCCCUCAGUUUUACAAACAGAUGCACUACCAACAACAGCCGCAACCUCAGCUAAAUCCAUCGCAUAAUCAGAACCACAUCCACUUGCCCCAAAAGCCGCAGCACGGGGCACCACCCCCGCAGCAACAGCAGCACCAGCAACAUCAGCAGCAGCAGCAGCAACAUCGCUUAGGAGCAACACCAAGUGUCGGUGAUUUGGUAGGACUGGGAGGUCAAUUCAAUCCCAAAGACUUGGCUUUAUCGCAGCUCUGCCAGCAAUUCAUGGCUUGCAACCUGCGGCCCAAUCAGCAGCACCACCAGCAACAUCCGCAGCAGCAACAUCCGCAGCAGAAGCUGUAUCCGCAGCAGCAACAGGCUUACCAACAGCAACACCAGACACCAACUAGCGCCGCUGCAGCUGCUGCAAUGCUCUACAAGAAUCUGGACUUGCAGCAGCAGGUUCAGUUGAUCCAGUUGCAACAGUUGCACCAACAGCAGCAGCAGCAACAACAACAAUCGCGCUUUCCUCGCCCCAUUUUUGGGCGCAACUUUGGACAACCAACUCCACCAACAGGCAACGAAUCUGCCGGGACUCACAAAUAAACACCGAAUCCAAAAUCUCUGAAUCAAGGGGUUAAAAACAAAGGUCAGAAUCAGAAAUGUUCCCAUUUGACUGAAAUUUAAAAUCAAGUUAACAUUUAAAUGUAUAAUUUCAAUCACUUCCAUUUGCUUUAUUUUUGCUUGCGAUUUUUACACUUAAUACGCAACUAACAACAAGUGAUCGAUAAUAAAAUAAUAAUUCAUGGUAGUUUAAAGAGAUUGGAUAAACAUACAUUCCAGUUAUACAAAACUAAUAGUAGCAUUAACUUACUAAACAAAAUUAAUGUCAAGAAACUAAAAUACGUUGCUUUCUUCAAAAAAUCUGUAAACAUGUAAAUCAAUUUUUUAAAGAAGUGCCAAAUAUAUUGCGAAGCCAUUAAA
Messenger RNA from Drosophila ficusphila, 2018 nucleotides. Its product is annotated as homeobox protein 5. The record is from RefSeq and is a predicted model, not a curated record. The coding region runs from base 426 to 1640 and encodes 404 amino acids. The transcript is spliced from 3 exons. Lineage: Eukaryota; Metazoa; Arthropoda; Insecta; Diptera; Drosophilidae.